Molecule: messenger RNA, 3634 nt
Organism: Ascochyta rabiei
Lineage: Eukaryota; Fungi; Ascomycota; Dothideomycetes; Pleosporales; Didymellaceae
Exons: 2
Coding region: 206-3634 (1142 amino acids)
Source: RefSeq, a predicted model, not a curated record
AUGCGUCGUGCUGAACAAGAAGAACAGCUUGAACUACCCAUCGACUUUCACGCUGGUCUCUACUGUGACCUACUUGAUGACAUCAGGUUUCGAGCUUGGAAACAAAUACGUCGGCGCUGGCAAUUGCACAUUAAUGGAGGGCCGGGAAGUGGCAAGGUGAGUAGCCGAGGAAACAUUUGCGCCAUCUAUCACGAAGCUCGUCUGAAUGAUAAGAACUAAUUCAGUUGUCCCAAAGACCACUCUAGGAAUUCAACUUGCGAGACACCUGCAAGACGAAGGCAGGUUUCCGAUAAUACUGCUCCAUGUCCACGAUUACAAGCCACCCGUUGAAGAAACUGCUACGCUGUGUAGCCUCAGACUUCUUCACAAUGAGGCCUACCGGUCAAAGAAAUUCACCAAAAGCAAUGAGCCAAUCAUAGUCAGCGGGCUAGAUAGCUUGGCGUCAAACUCGGAUUCCCAAGAACUGCACAAAACCCUGGCCAGAUGUCUCUAUGAAUCAAAUGGAUGUUAUCUCAUCAUUGAUGGCCUUGACAAGUGUCAAGAAUCCAUCCAGAAUCAAAUGUUUCAAGGAUUAUCUGCCUUCGAAGCACAAGGACUGAGAGUGCUCGUUCUCAGAGGUGCGCCCGAGCUGCAGCCGUUCGACUGUUACUAUUACUGCUGCGACAAUUGCCAACACUCUCCCGUCGAAGCAGAUGGUCUACAAAUCUAUUGGCAGUGCUCAACUUGCAACUAUCAUCUCUGUGACCCGUGCAAAUCUAUUGGUAUGGAUUGCAGUAGCGAACACCUGCAGAUGAUCGAGCCUUAUAAGACUGUCAACAUUGAGCUUGCCCCAAAUCUCUCGGGGUUGGAAAAAUUUGUGCAGCUUGACCUACGCAGGGAGUUUGGACAGGGUGUUGGCGAUGAGAUAAUAGAAGAUAUUCUCGGACGGAGCGAAGGCAAUAUCAACCUUGCGAAGCUGAGACUAGAUCAUAUCCGUGAUUCUGGAUCACCUCGCGAUGUUUUAUCCGUUAAAGAUCGACUUCCUCGAGAAAUUAUUGCAUUCUUCGACACAGAAAUACAAAGCGUCAGCAUCGGAGAUCCUAUGCAACGUUAUCAAGCGCUGAUUGCUUUGGUUACGGUGGCGGAAAAAAGAUAUGUCUCAGUAUUCGAACUCGAACAAGUGCUGGGUUACACCGAUAACUCUGAGCCAGGACCAAUUGACGAGAGUUAUCCAUAUGUGCACCGUGCACUCAACGCAACUCAUGGGAUGCUUCGUACCACUGUCUGGCUCGGCCGCCAGGAUCCUAGCGACUCAGAAUUGGAUAGGCACAAAGUCACCCUGUACACAGAAGAUUUGUACUGGUACAUUCGUGAUGACUAUAACGAGGAUCUGACUGUGGCUAAACAGUCUCUGCACCUGGCAUUGAGAGAAGAAGAAACUCUGAAUCGCAGCGACAGCUUGGGACAGGUGAUAGGAAUGGACAAAACAGACGUCGCAAAAAUCAAAUGCCUUAAAGGAGAACUGGGGCAGCCGAGAAUCGUCAACGCUAUACUCAGCGAUCCAGGACCCAUCUGUGAACCUUGUAAAUAUAUUCUGUUCGAGAGCGAAGGUAAUUCCGGAUACCUUACUUGUUUUGACUGUGUUUUUCCGGUACAAUGUCCCAUAUGUUCCUACAUGUACAAGGAAAUGAAGGACAAUACGAAUACUUCAUCCGGAUUCCGCUGGUCAAGACGGACGAUGGGCCGAGCCUCAAAUGUUACUGAGCAACUGUCUGUGAAUUUAAAACGUGGUGGCUUCGGUACGACAAAGCUUGAGCGGACCUUCAUCUUCAUGCUCAAAUCAGAGCUCAGUCUGGUUCCUAACUCGAAUGACCUACGGACGAGUACACAUCUUGGACACACCGGCACGCAGAUCAGAUCAUGGCUCCAAACAUGCCAGGAUGAGCAUGAUCACUGUGGUCACAGAACUUCGAAUUCGUAUGUCCCCAAGCGCCUUGUAGACGUUGAUACAGGAAUCGAAGGGCUGUUCCGCAUCAUACCAAAGGCCGACAAGCGUGAUGGACCUUACGUUACGCUGAGUCACUGUUGGGGCAGGAGUCCUAACUUUCUGGCACUGACUACAAACAACAUGGAAAGGCUUAUGGGUGAGGGGUUCUUAUCUUCGGAUCUACGCAACAGAAACUUCGACGAAGCGAUCCAAGUUGCAAAGCAUCUAGGUGUGAGGUACAUUUGGAUUGAUUCUCUAUGUAUUUGCCAAGCAGGAAAGAAAAUGGAUUUCUCAUCAGAAGGUCAAUACAUGCAUCUGGUCUAUCAACAUUCCCUUUGCAACAUUGUUGUGGCCGAUUCGGAGAACGGGGACGGCGGGCUGUUCAGGCUACGACCACCAAAAUCAUUAUUGGGUACAAGCAUGAAGCAAUCAUGGGUAAUACUGGAAAAAGACUUAUGGGAUAAAGAGUUGCUUCAAAGUCCUAUCUACAAGCGUGGCUGGGUCUUCCAAGAAAGAAUGCUCUCCCCUCGUAUUGUCCACUUUACACGCUCAGAGGUAUUUUGGGACUGUAGCGCAGUGAGCGCAUGCGAAAGUCUGCCGCAUGGUAUCCCACUUGCGCUCUCUGCAACAGCCACCACGGAUCGCGGCUGGCGUGGCCGUCUGCAAAGACAGAACUCCAACCAGAAAGCUGUAAGAUCCACGACUGAAGACUCGCUUGAGUCGUUCUGGAAGUCUGCUAUCCUUAACUAUACUUCAUGCGAGCUGACGAACCAGUCCGACAAGACAUUGGCUAUCUGGAGCGUUGCGAAACUAGUGCGAGACCAGUUGGAACUUGAGGAUGAGUAUGGUUGUGGUCUUUGGGCUAAUGCGCUUCACGAGCAACUAGCUUGGCAAGUGGAAAUAACGAAGAGAGAAGCCAGGAUGGACUCGCUACAAGCAAUAUUCCCGAGCUGGUCGUGGGCUUCUGUGAAUGCGCCAAUCCAGUUACGUGACCGCAUUGUCGAGAAAAGGUCCUACACGAUCAAGAGUCACGAGAGGAAUCGAGUCAGUUUCAAUGAGUUUGUGGACAAGGCAACGCCGCGCGACCGCCAGCCGAAGUUUGCAGCAUCCCAGUCACUUGCCAUCUGCGGUUAUUUGAUUCCCGGGCAUGUGUCCCAGAAUCAUCUUGACUUCACUUACAAAUUUGAGUACACAACAGCUGCUACACCCGAAGACAUCAAUUACUUCAAGGUUACACUUGAUGAGGUGCCGAUUUUAGCACUUCUCGCUGUACAGGGGCUUCAAUUCCUGCCGCUUGUAGCUAGGAAGAUUAACGAUGAGGGCAGCGCGUAUUCCGGCACCGGACUUGUGCUCAUUGCUAACCACGACUUUCGGCAACUCACUCAAUCCAAGCUCAGAAGGAGGAUCGUGGAGCUGGCCAGUCUUUAUCGACCCCGAAUUUCGGAGAACCGAAACAGUGAAGACUGCAAUUUGGAAAUGAGAAGACUGCGUGGAAGCAUACAACUCCUAGACUCGUGGCUGCGCGAAAUGAAAAAGAAGGAUCAAGAAAAACCAAACCUUGCAGCACUCUCGUAUCGCAGACUUGGUGCGGUACAAUUCAGUGGUCUAGCUGCGGAAGUGUGGGACGAAUUUCGCAACAGUGAGGAGAGGCGUCUUUGGCUAGAUUAA